Molecule: messenger RNA, 4593 nt
Organism: Brugia malayi
Lineage: Eukaryota; Metazoa; Nematoda; Chromadorea; Rhabditida; Onchocercidae
Gene: Bma-tep-1
Exons: 32
Coding region: 1-4593 (1530 amino acids)
Cellular component (GO): extracellular region
Molecular function (GO): endopeptidase inhibitor activity
Source: RefSeq, a predicted model, not a curated record
AUGUUUAAUGUGUGGCUAUUCGGCCUUACUGCCGUAGCCUUACGUAACGUGAUAGCUGUUGACGUGAUGAAACCAUUUGGAGAUCAUUUUGGGAUCACUGAUGGAACUGAACAAACGCAUCCUGGGACAUAUUUGGUGAUUGCUCCUAAAGUGGUAAGGCCAAGUUUGCCGUAUGCUGUUUCGGUGAAUGUGCUAAAAAGUCCGGAAAGUGAUCAUAUUGUAAGAAUUGAAAUCCGAACUACUCAAAAUGAUACAGUGGGAGCUCGUGUUGUUAAUAAUGUUAAGACAGGUGUACCACAGACAAUAACAAUCGAUGAAUUAUCACCUGAAAUUCUUUUACCUGGCUCAUACUACAAGGUGUAUGUGAGAUGCGAGACGUUAAGUUCAAAAAUUUUAUUUGAGGAUGAAGGCGAUGUCCGUUUUGAUGAAAAAUCACUUUCAGUGUUUAUACAAACCGAUAAAGCAAUCUAUAAGCCUGGAUCUAUUGUGCGAUAUCGUGUAGUAGUGGUAAAACCUGAUUUGAAACCUUAUUCGGAAACACUUUCGGUAAUGAUCAAAGAUCCAAAUCAAAAUAUUAUUAGUCAAAAAAAUGAUCAAACGUUGACAAAAGGAGUGUAUUCAAAUGAGUUGGAAUUAUCAGUGGAACCACCACUUGGUGAUUGGCAAAUAAUGGUGAAAACAAAAAGUGGAAUUAAAUUUGAGAAAGAUUUUACGGUGGACAAAUAUGUAUUACCGAAAUUUGAAGUAAACGUGAAAACGCCAAGUUUUAUUACUAUCAACGAUGAUUUAAGCGUUCAUAUUGAGGCUAAGUAUACAUAUGGAAAAGGAGUAUCUGGUAAAGCAAAAGUAACUUUAGAAUUACCUUGGCAUCAUUUUACAGUACCAUUAGUUGUCUCAGAUGAUGGAACUAUUCAAAAGGAGGAGCACGAAAACAUUAUUGAAAGAACGAUAAAUUUGAAUAAUAUGGGAGAAGCAACGAUUGUUUUCACAAAUGAUGAAUUGAAGAAGCAUAAAUUGGUGACAGGAUAUGGUGGUAGCUCGGUGAAAAUUACCGCAACAGUUACCGAAGAUUUGACAGAUAUUAAACGAAAUGCUACCACACAGAUUGUUGCUUAUCGACAUGAUGUUAAACUUGAUAUGGAAAAACAAGGUGAAACAUUCAAACCUGGCCUUGGAUAUAAUAUUGUCAUUACAUUAAAGCAAAUGGAUGAUACACCAAUUAAGGCUACCAUACCUAAACGUGUACAGGUGACAACAUUCUAUAGCUAUUUGUUUGGGACCGAUUUAAUAACACAACAUGAAGAUAAAAAAGUGAAAAUUGUGGAUUUGGAUGCACAUGGAACUGCUGUGAUUACCUUGCAACCACCAAAUAAUUGCACCGAUGCGAGAGUUGAAGCUCAUUAUGAUCGUUCCGGAAAAGACGAUUUCGAGAGUGCAAGCAUUUAUUCAAUUCUUUAUAUUGAACCAAGCAUAAGUCCAUCAAAUAAUUUCUUGCAAUUGAUUGCCGAUCAUACCGGUGUUGUUGAUACCGGGAAAACAUUAUCAUUUACGGUGAAAGCUACUGAACCGUUAUCAACAAUCACUUAUCAGGUAAUAGCUCGUGGAUCAGUAAUUCUUGUCCAAAAUAUGUCAGUUAAUGGUGAUUUAGCAACGAUUACAUUUACUGCGACAUCACAAAUGGCACCAAAAGCAAUGUUAGUCGUAUAUACUGUCCGAGCAUCGAAUCAAGAAAUUUUGGUUGAUGCAACCGAUUUCCGAGUUGAUGGCUUAUUCAGGAACAAUGUCUCACUUACUGCUGAUCAUAAUACUGCAGAACCGGGUACUUCAAUAAAAUAUACCAUAAAAGCAGAUCCGGAAUCAUAUUGCGCUUUACUUGCAGUUGAUCAAAGUGUUUUGCUUCUAAAAUCUGGCAAUGAUAUUACAAAAGAUUUGGUGGAACAAGAUGUAGAACAAUAUGAUACAACAAUUGCUGGCCAUAGCUUUCGAUCAUGGGAAGCAGAUGUAAAACGUCGAAAGCGAUCCGUCUGGUAUCCGUGGUGGGGUAUUGGUGGUAAAGAUGCUGCAACAAUUUUUGAUAACUCAGGUCUUGUCAUUCUAACUGAUGCACUGCUAUUUCGUGGCCCUGAUGUUGCAAGAUUCGCUCAACCAAUAGUAGCAUAUCCAUUGGGCAGUAAUUUUCAACCUAAUCUAAUGUUAGAAAACGAUGUGAACCAAGCCGGUUCUAUGAAAGUGAAUUUCAAAAGUUGGCGACGAUUUCCAGCAAUUGCAUUUGGUGCUGCGCGUUCUGUCCUUAAAGUAGGUAUGGAUGAAGAAAUAUCGGAGAAAAGUUCCGACCUAUAUGACUUACCUAAGAUACGGAAAUUGUUUCCGGAAACAUGGGUUUGGAGCAACAUGCGAACUCGAGAUACCGGAGAAGCUGUUUUCGAAGCGGUUGUACCGGAUACAAUAACAUCCUGGGUUGCAAGUGCUUUUGCUAUCAAUGAUGAGAGUGGUCUUGGAGUUGCUCCAUCUACUUCAAAACUUACAGUAUUUCGACCAUUUUUCAUUCGUAUCAAUUUGCCAUACUCAGUGAAACGUGGAGAAAAAUUUGCUUUGCAAGUGUUAAUUUUUAAUUAUAUGGACAGUGAGCAAGAUGUAGCAGUAACACUGAAAGAUGAUGAUGAUAUUGGUUAUAAUUUUCUACAAAAAGAUGGUACUACUAAAAAACCUAUCAGUAAAAAUGUAAAAGACAAGGAGUAUAAUGUAAGAUUAAUAUCGGUACCAAGUGGUGGUGUAUCUAAAGCAGUUUAUUUUCCAAUUGUACCAACUAAAAUUGGUGAUGUGAUUCUUUCUGUGACAGCACAAUCUGCUAUAGCUGGUGAUGCGGUGGAACAGGUGUUACGAGUUGAGCCGGAAGGAUAUCGAGUAGACAGGAAUACUCUUAUAAUGAUCGAUUUAACACAAACAAAUGAUAGUACUGAAAUUAAAAAACAAAUCGAUAUGCAAUUUCCAAGAGAUGCAGUAGAAGGAUCUCGAAAAGCACGAUUUGAUGUUAUCGGUGAUUUAUUGGGUUCAGCUCUUGCUAAUAUAGAUUCUCUCGUACGUAUGCCUUAUGGUUGUGGUGAACAAAAUAUGAUCAAUUUUGUGCCAAAUAUUGCUGUACUUCGCUAUUUAAAAGUUACAAAACAGGCAGGAACGCAAAUUGAAAAUAAAGCUAAAAAGUAUAUGGAAUCUGGUUAUCAACGAGAGCUUACUUACCGAAGAGAUGACCAUUCAUUCUCGGCAUUUGGUCAAAGUGAUAAACAUGGCUCUACAUGGCUUACAGCAUUCGUUGUUCGAUCUUUUAAACAAGCCCAGCAGUUCAUCUUCAUCGAUGAGCAUAUCCUUCAAGAAUCUAUUGCAUUUCUGAAUGCUCAACAACAACAGGAAAAUGGUGCAUUUGCUGAACGUGGUGAAGUUCAUCAUAAAGCGAUGCAAGGUGGUGCAGCUGAAGGUGGUGUAUCACUGACGGCUUACGUCUAUAUAGCACUUCUCGAAAAUGGAGUUCGGGAUGAUAAAGCACAGUACUACUUGGAGCAGCAUCUCGAGGAAAUCAAAGAUGACCCAUAUGCAUUAGCUAUUGUCACCUAUGUAUUUCAUUUAGCUAAUAGUUCUAGAAAAGAAGAAGCAUUGGAAAUGCUUGAAUCUCAUAAAAAAGAAAAUGCUGAAGGUGUUUACUGGUCUACGAAAAUUGGUCAGGAGAAGCCGAAAGAUACACAACAUUACUUCUACCAACCAAGACCAGCAGAUGUUGAGAUGACAGCCUAUGUUUUACUUACUUACAUGAUAAGAGAUGAUACUGAUAAAGCUCUUCCUUUGGUGAGAUGGCUUACAUCACAACGAAAUGCAUACGGUGGCUUUAGUAGUACACAGGAUACAGUAAUGGCAUUGCAAGCUUUGGCCGCUUAUGCAGCUAAAGUUUAUUCACCGCAACUCAACGUUAGCAUUAUGAUAAUGAAUGGCGCUGAUAAGCAGAAUUUCGAGGUGACAACUGAUAAUGCUAUGGUACUACAAAGUUAUCAGUUGACAAAUUUGGACGAAGGAUUAGAAUUGAAUGCUCGAGGUAAUGGCAUUGUUCUUGCACAACUGCAAUAUUCAUAUCAUCGUACCACAAUGAGAGAUGAUCUUCCGUUUUAUUGUACAAAGGAAGUUCGUGAAUUGCAUAGUGGCAAUCGAUUACAGCUCGACUUAUGUUGCAAUUACACCAAGCUAGAUUCACGUUCUAAUAUGGCAGUUGCUGAAGUAGAUGCCUUAUCAGGAUUUCGAUUUGAUGGUGAUCAACUUGACAAUCUUAUGGAUAUUAGCGAUUUGCAAAGAGCUGAAUUGGACAAAGAGGAUACAAGGAUGAACUUAUACUUCAAUCCUAUUGGUUCAACACCGGUAUGUCUCUCAUUGUACAGUGAUAUGGUUUAUCAGAUAUCAGAACAAAAACCUGCACAAGUUGUCCUCUUUGACUAUUAUGAUCCCGAACAACAGGUGAAGACAACCUAUACGGCUAAGCAGACGAGAUCGUUGCAAGAUGCUUGUCCGGAAUGUUGGCCAGCAGUUGAGGCCAACGAAAAGAGUGCAGGAUAA